AUCAAAUUGUUUUCUGGCCCCUGGGACGGAACAUCUCUGUGGGAGAAGAAUAGGAAGAAGAAGAAGAGGGUGAAGAAGAAGAGGGAGAAGACAGGAGGGCUUGUGAGUGCGUCAGAUAUCCUGUGAGAGAGUUGGCCCAGUUAAAUUUCCCUGCCACAGAUGUCAAACGGUCUUGUUUGCAAAGCCUAGUGUUUAAGUGUGGAUCUGCUGAGCUUCUCUUCUCCUAGCUGGCUGCUCUGCUUUGCUCUACUGGGCUAGAAUCACUGAUGAAGAAGCCUACUAGAACCCUGUGCUGCCAGAGCCCUACCCAGAGACUAGAGAAGAGGGUCGAGAUGGUUCCUGCUUGUGCUCAGCUCCUCUUCGCUGCCAUCUUGUGGUCAAUGCCUUACACUGGAGCUGCUGCUGUGCGGACCAUAUCCAAAUCCAACCAGACCGACCUUCUCCACCUAACCAGACCUGGCUUCGAUGCAGACCCUGACUCUGACUGGAGUAAUCUGAAUCUUACCAGCAUCAACGUGCCUCGUAGCCGAAGGAGGCGAGCCAUCUCUUCCAGAGAAAUGAAUUCCUUGUUGGAUUAUCACAACCGUGUCCGCUCCCAGGUCUUCCCUCAAGCUGCCAAUAUGGAGAUCAUGGUGUGGGAUGAGCAACUGGCUAAAUCAGCAGAUUCCUGGGCUUCCCGCUGCAUAUGGGAUCAUGGACCGUCACAGACCAUGAGAUAUAUGGGCCAGAACCUGUCCAUCAACUCUGGCAGAUACCAGUCAAUCAUUGAGCUGGUGAGGUCCUGGCAGGAUGAGAAAUACUCCUUCUCUUAUCCCAACACAUGCAGUGGACCAGUUUGUUCCCACUAUACACAGAUGGUCUGGGCCAAUACCAAUAGGAUGGGAUGUGCCAUCAACAAAUGCUCAAACAUGAACGUGUACGGGAGCUCUUGGAGGACAGCAGUGUUCCUGGUUUGCAACUACUCUAUCAAAGGGAACUGGGUUGGAGAGGCUCCCUAUAAGAGUGGCAAACCGUGCUCUGCCUGUCCAUCAAAAUAUGGAGGUUCAUGUAACAGAAACCAGUGUUCCUUCAGUGGUUCAAAAGCCAAAGCCAAGAAAAGAAAAAGGUAUUAAAAACACAUCAGUCAUACUUUCCCUGUUAUAAUGGAAGGCUUUUAAGAAUGAAUUGCUUCUGGUGAACUAUUCCAUUCCAUUUAUCUCAUCAACAAACAACAACUGCAAGAGAGGGUAAGUGUGAGAGGUGAAGGAUUUCUAAAUUUAAAAAACUAAACAAAGCACAAGACCUGCUUUUACAAAGUCGGAAACAACAAAAAUUACAACAACAAAAAAAUCUGCGAUUCAAUUAUAGUACCACUAUUUUUGUGUUUUAUCAUAAACGAAUGUUUGAUCCAUCCACUGAAUGUUUGGGAAAUAAUGUUUUCCCCCCCUUGGUCAUGAUGAUGUCGAUUCUCCCCUCCGCAUGGAAAUAAGCCUAAUUAUAAGCCUAAUGAACUUAAAUCUAUGUAAACUAUUGGGUUGCAAAGCUCCAUUUGGGGCCAGGACAUACAGAAAGAACCAAGCUACCAAAAACCAGACAGGACUUCUGUUGUAUUCAUUUCAUUAUAUCCCUUUUUUGAAAAUGUUGAGAAGAUGAGUGCAAUGUACAUUAUAUAUACAAAAGUAUGUGGACAACCCUUCAAAUCAGUGGAGUCAGCUAUUUCAGCCA
Molecule: messenger RNA, 1704 nt
Organism: Coregonus clupeaformis (lake whitefish)
Lineage: Eukaryota; Metazoa; Chordata; Actinopteri; Salmoniformes; Salmonidae
Gene: r3hdml
Product: R3H domain containing-like
Exons: 6
Coding region: 267-1112 (281 amino acids)
Source: RefSeq, a predicted model, not a curated record